AUGUCUCCACUUCUGAAAAGCAUCUUGGAUAUCACUGAAAUUUUCAAUCAGUAUGCCUUACAUGAUUGUGAUGGGGCAGCACUAAGCAAGAAAGACCUGAAGAACCUCCUUGAAAGGGAAUUUGGAGAUGUCCUUCGGAGGCCACAUGACCCUGAGACAGUAGAUCUGAUCCUGGAACUUCUGGAUCGUGACUGUAACGGGCUCGUUGAUUUCAAUGAAUUCCUCCUGUUCGUUUUCAAGGUGGCUCAAGCUUGUUAUUACGCUCUCAGCCAGGUUUCCGGGCUGGAUGAGAAGGGGGUCAGGUGUGAGGGAAAGGAGAACCCGUUACAAGAUCCCAGGCAAGAAGACCAGAGAUUUGAGCCCCGGGACAGACAACUGGAAGAACACAGGCAGAAAAGGCAGGAACUGGAGAGGGAGCUCGCAGAGGAAGACAAGCAGCGGCUGCAGAGGCGACAACCGGAAGAGCGCCUGGAGGAGGAAGAGCAGCUGAAGAGGCGCAAGGGUCGGGAGCCUGAGGAAUUUCCUGACCGAAAGCAAAGGCAAGAGAGGCGGGAGCAGCGCGAGCUCCGGGAAGAAGAGGAGCAGUUGCAAAGGCAGAAGCGGGAGCAGGAGGAGCCGCGGUUGCAGCAGGAGCUGAGGCGCGAGAAGCAGGACAGACGCGAGCAGACAGAAAGGCGCGAGCAGCAGCUGAGGCGCGGGGAGCCGCGCUUAGAGCAGGAGCUGAGGCGCGAGCAGCAGGAGAGACGCGAGCAGGAACUGAGGCGCGAGCAGAGGCUGAGGCGCGAGGAGCAGGAGAGACGCGAACAGAUAGAGAGGCGCGAGCAGCAGCUUAGGCGCGGGGAGUUGCGCUUAGAGCAGGAGCUAAGGCGCGAGCAAGAGAGGCGCGAGCAGCAGGAGAGACGCGAGCAGGAGCUGAGGAGCGAGGAGUUGCUCUUUGAACAGGAGCUGAGGCGCGAACAGAAGAGGCGUGAGCAGGAGCUGAGACGCGAGCAGAGGCUGAGGCGUGAGGAGCCGCGCUUAGAGCAGGAGCUGAGGCGCGAGCAGGAGAGACGCGAGCAAGAGCUGAGGCGCGAGGAGUUGCUCUUUGAACAGGAGCUGAGGCGCGAGCCGGAGAGGCGUGAGCAGGAGCUGAGACGGGAGCAGGAGAGACGCGAGCAAGACCUGAGGCGCGAGGAGUUGCCCUUUGAACAGGAGCUGAGGCGCGAGCAGGAGAGGCGCGAGCAGGAGCUGAGACGCGAGCAGCGGCUGAGGCGCGAGGAGCCGCGCUUGGAGCAGGAGCUCAGGCGCGAGCAAGAGCUCAGGCGCGAGGAGACGCGCUUGAAGCAGGAACUCAGGCGCGAGCAGGAGGAGAGGCGUGAGCAGGAGGAAAGACGCGAGCAGGAGGAAAGGCGCGAGCAGGAGCUCAGGCACGAGCAGGAGGAGAGGCGCGAGCAGGAGCUGAGGCGCGAGGAGCCCCGCGUGGAGCAGGAGCUCAGGCGCGAGCAAGAGCUCAGGCGCGAGCAGGAGGAGAGGCGCGAGCAGGAGCUGAGGCGCGAGGAGCCGCGCUUGGAGCAGGAGCUGAGGCGCGAGCAGCGGCUGAGGCGAGAGGAGACGCGCUUGGAGCAGGAGCUCAGGCGCGAGCGAGAGCUGAGGCGCGAGCAGGAGCUGAGGCGCGAGCAGGAGCUGAGGCGCGAGCAGGAGGAGAGGCUCGAGGAGCCGCGCUUGGAGCAGGAGCUGAGGCGCGAGCACCGGCUGAGGCGAGAGGAGACGCGCUUGGAGCAGGAGCUGAGGCGCGAGCAGGAGGAGAGGCGCGAGCAGGAGGAGAGGCGCGAGCAGGAGCUGAGGCACGAGCAGCAGCCUGCUGAGGAGGAGGUGGAGGCCCGUGAGCGGGGCAAGAGCCGCACCUCAAGGUGGCAGUGGCAGCUAGAAAGCGAGGCCGACGCCCGUCAGAGCAAGGUCUACUCCAGGCCCCGCAGGCAGGAGCAGCAGAGGCAAGGCCAGGAACGCGAAGAGAAGAGGCAGCGCCUGGAGCUCGAGCGGCAACUGCGGGAGGAGGACGAGCAGGCACGCCUGCAGGAGGAGGAAAAGCAGCGCCGAGACUUCAAAUGGCAGUGGCAGGCGGAGGAAGAGAGCGAGAGGCGCCGCCAGAGGUUCUCCGCCCGGCCCCAGUUGCGGGAGCAGCAGGAGAGGCAGCUGAGGGCGGAGGAACUGCAGGAUGGGGAACUGCUGCGUGAGGAGGAAGAGCAGCGCCGCCAACGACUCGAGAGGGAGCGGGAGCAGCAGAUCCUCGAGGAGGAGAAGCAGCUCCGAUUGGAGCAGAGCCUCCAAGAGGAUCAGGAGAGGAAGCUACGCCGGGAGGAGCAGCGCCGUGACCAAAAAUGGAGGUGGCAACCAGAAGAGGAAAGCCAGAGACGCCGCCACACAGUCUACGCCAAGCCAACUCAACGAGAGCCGCUGAGGGAGGAAGAGCAGCUGCAGCGAGAGGAACUCAAGACGAGGAGGCGCCAGGAGCUGGAGAGACAAUAUCGGGAGGAAGAGCCGCUGAGGGAGGAAGAGCAGCUGCUAAGAGAUCGGAGGCGCCAGCAGCGCGGCAGGCAGUAUCUGGAAGAGGAAGAGCUGCAGCGCCUGGACAGAAAGAGGCAAUUCCAGGAUGAGGAUCAGAGCCGCGAUCUGAAAUGGCAGUGGCAACCAGAAAAAGAAAAUGAAGUUCGUAAUCACAGGGUUUACUCCAAACGCAAAGUGAACGAAGAAAGGAUCAGGCAAUUCGAAGAUUCCCAGGUUCGAGACAGACCAUUCCGGCAGAAUCGGUGGCUCCUGCAGGAUGAACGGGAUGAGGAGAGAGCGCGAGAGAAAGAGAGGACCCGGCAGCAGCGCGACAUGCAAUCCCCAGCUGAGGAACUGCUGGAGCGAGAAGAGCAAAAGGAAGCCAAAAGGCGAGACAGGAAGUUCGGCGAGGAGGAACAGCAGCAGCGCCGCCGGGAACGUGAGCAACAGCUUCGCCAGGAGCGCGACAGAAGGUUCCGUGAGGAGGAACAGCUCCUGCAGGAAAGGGAAGAACAGCUGCGCCGCCGGGAGCGCGACAGAAAGUUCCGUGAGGAGGAACAGCUCCUGCAGGAAAGGGAAGAACAGCUGCGCCGCCAGGAGCGCGACAGAAAGUUCCGCGAAGAGGAAGAGCUGCGUCGCCAGGAGCGCGACAGAAACUUCCGUGAGGAGGAACAGCUCCUGCAGGAAAGGGAAGAACAGCUGCGCCGCCAGGAGCGCGACAGAAAGUUCCACGAGGAGGAGUUGCUGCGCCGCCAGGAGCGCGACAGAAAGUUCCGCGAGGAGGAAGAGCUGCGCCGCCAGGAGCGCGACAGAAAGUUCCGUGAGGAAGAGCAGCUCCUGCAGGAAAGGGAAGAACAGCUGCGCCGCCAGGAGCGCGACAGAAAGUUCCGCGAGGAGGAAUUGAUGCGCCGCCAGGAACGUGACAGAAACUUCCGUGAGGAAGAACAGCUCCUGCAGGAAAGGGAAGAACAGCUGCGCCGCCAGGAGCGCGACAGAAAGUUCCGUGAGGAGGAACAGCUCCUGCAGGAAAGGGAACAGCUGCGUCGCCAGGAGCGCGACAGAAAGUUCCGCGAGGAGGAAGAGCUGCGCCGCCAGGAGAGCGACAGAAAGUUCCGUGAGGAAGAACAGCUCCUGCAGGAAAGGGAAGAACAGCUGCGCCGCCAGGAGCGCGACAGAAAGUUCCGCGAGGAGGAAUUGAUGCGCCGCCAGGAACGCGACAGAAACUUCCGUGAGGAGGAACAGCUCCUGCAGGAAAGGGAAGAACAGCUGCGCCGCCAGGAGCGCGACAGAAAGUUCCGUGAGGAGGAACAGCUCCUGCAGGAAAGGGAACAGCUGCGUCGCCAGGAGCGCGACAGAAAGUUCCGCGAGGAGGAAGAGCUGCGCCGCCAGGAGAGCGACAGAAAGUUCCGUGAGGAAGAACAGCUCCUGCAGGAAAGGGAAGAACAGCUGCGCCGCCAGGAGCGCGACAGAAAGUUCCGCGAGGAGGAAUUGAUGCGCCGCCAGGAGCGCGACAGAAACUUCCGUGAGGAGGAACAGCUCCUGCAGGAAAGGGAAGAACAGCUGCGCCGCCAGGAGCGCGACAGAAAGUUCCGCGAGGAGGAGUUGCUGCGCCGCCAGGAGCGCGACAGAAAGUUCCGCGAGGAGGAAGAGCUGCGCCGCCAGGAGCGCGACAGAAAGUUCCGUGAGGAAGAACAGCUCCUGCAGGAAAGGGAAGAACAGCUGCGCCGCCAGGAGCGCGACAGAAAGUUCCGCGAGGAGGAAUUGAUGCGCCGCCAGGAGCGCGACAGAAACUUCCGUGAGGAGGAACAGCUCCUGCAGGAAAGGGAAGAACAGCUGCGCCGCCAGGAGCGCGACAGAAAGUUCCGCGAGGAGGAAGAGCUGCGCCGCCAGGAGCGCGACAGAAAGUUCCGUGAGGAAGAGCAGCUCCUGCAGGAAAGGGAAGAACAGCUGCGCCGCCAAGAGCGCGACAGAAAGUUCCGCGAGGAGGAAUUGCUGCGUCGCCAGGAGCGCGACAGAAAGUUCCGUGAAGAGGCACCGUUCCCGCAGGAAAGGGAACAGCUGCGUCGCCAGGAGCGCGACAGAAAGUUCCGUGAGGAGGAACAGCUCCUGCAGGAAAGGGAAGAAGAGCUGCGCCUCCAGGAGCGCGACAGAAAGUUCCUCGAGGAGGAAGACUUGCGCCGCCAGGAACGCGACAGAAAGUUCCGGGAGGGGGAACAGAGGCUGCGCCGCCGCCGAGGACUAGAUGGUACCCUCUCUCAGGAGGAGCAACUGAAGGGUGCUGAACAAGAGCAAGAGCAGAGCGUCCAGCAGGAGAGAGAAGAAAAGAGACACCGACAGGAGCAGGACAGGCAGUUCCUCGAGGAAGAAGAGCAACUGCCACGCGAAGAGCAGGAAGAGCUGAGGCGCCGGCAGGAGCGAGGCCAGCAGUACCGCGUGGAGGAGCAGUUUGCCAGGGAGAAGAGGCGCCGUCAGGAACAAGAACUGCGGCAAGAAGAGCAAAGACGCCGCCAGCGGGAGGAGGAACGAAGGCACUGCAGGCAAGUCUGGGAAGACGGAGACAGGGGCCGUCGGCAGACUCUGGAGCCAGGCAAGAGUCAGUUUGCCAGUGUCCCGGUGCGCUCCAGCCCUCUCUAUGAAUAUAUCCAAGAGCAGAGAUCUCAGUACCGCCCUUAAGAGAUGCUGCCAAUAUCCUGACACCUGCCAAAGCUUCCAGCAAAGGAAAAAGAAACACUGGAUACCAAAUGACUCAAAUGUUUCUGGUUGUGGGAGAACUCUCUGAUGUUCCAAAAUCUUUUUUUUCCAAAAUCUUAAACUACACUCAUUUCAUGUACCUUGUACUCUUGCCUUUUAUUCUUCCUCAAGUAGUUCUUUACUGCAGGGUGUCUUUGUUCUUUGGUGCAGAUGUGGUGUGCAAUUUUUAAAAAUCUAAAUCAUUUAAUUUG
Lynx canadensis (Canada lynx) is the source of this 5465-nucleotide messenger RNA. It is a transcript of the gene TCHH, whose product is annotated as trichohyalin. Gene Ontology annotation, biological process: intermediate filament organization. The transcript is spliced from 3 exons. NCBI's taxonomy places the organism in Eukaryota, Metazoa, Chordata, Mammalia, Carnivora, Felidae. Gene Ontology annotation, molecular function: calcium ion binding; transition metal ion binding. The record is from RefSeq and is a predicted model, not a curated record. The coding region runs from base 1 to 5196 and encodes 1731 amino acids.